Messenger RNA from Osmia lignaria (orchard mason bee), 2006 nucleotides. RefSeq names its product protein asteroid-like. Lineage: Eukaryota; Metazoa; Arthropoda; Insecta; Hymenoptera; Megachilidae. The record is from RefSeq and is a predicted model, not a curated record.
UUAGUCAAAUUGAUAUUGCCUGAGUUAGUUAGAUUUAUAUUUAUCUUAGAGAGAGAGAGAGAGUACAGCCCAUGCAUUUGCUUAUUGCUUCUAUUAUAUCAAUUUUAUGAGUAAUUUAAAUACAGCUAGUGAUGGAAUCCGUACCCAAAAAAGUUUACUGUCCCCAAAAGUUAAGUUUAACCUGAGAUCCCCAUAAUCAUGAUCCCUCGAGAACAAAGUCAUAUCUAAUUUUCCUCUAUCUAUAUAUAGUCACUGCUGUAACAGUCACUGUUGAUAUGCGUUUGUUCCAGUUGCAUUUGUUCCAGUUGCGUUUGAAAAUUAAAGAUCCACGAUGGGUAUUCCAGGAUUAACUACAUUCAUACGCAAUCGCUCACAUCGUUACCUAGAAUAUUACGAAUUACAUGACACGUAUUUGGUAAUUGAUGGUAACAAUAUUCGCUGUCAACUAUAUAAUUCGUAUGUGAAGUGUAAUUGUGCCUUCGGCGGCGAUUAUGAUAAGUAUGCACAAUGUGUAUCAGAUUUUUUUGAUAAUCUAUUAAAAUGUAAUAUAACACCAUUGGUUUUAUUCAAUGGGGCUUAUGAGAAUAAGAACAUGAAAACUGCUAUAAGUAGAACAAAGGAAAAGAUCGAGAAAGCAUCAUCUUUUUGCCCUCUCAGUCAAGAGAGAAUGACAUUUUUCCCUCUAUUUUUAACCAGAGUUUUCAAAAAUGUUUUGAAAGAAAAAAAUAUUCGUGACGUGCAAUGUUUAUUUGAGGCUCAUAAUGUUGCAGCCUCGGUGGCAAAAAUUUUAAAUUGUCCUGUACUCAGCUAUGAUUCUGACUUCUACAUAUAUGGAUCAUUAUAUAUACCAUUUAAUACAUUAGAUAAAUAUGCAACCAAAAGUGGAACAGGAAAAGGCUAUCUGAUGUGCUGUAGAAUUUAUAGAACUGAACGCUUAUUGAAUUCUUUUGAAGGUUUAGAUGAAUCAAUGUUACCAUUGGUAGAGAUACUCUUGGGUAAUGAUUAUGUAAAACGUACAUUUAAAAACUUCUUUCGUCAUUUCAAAUUACAUGGAGUAUCAAGGAAUAAACAUGACUACCAACAACGUCGUAUAGAAGAAACCUUCACUUGGUUAAGCAAAUAUACAUUGGAUAAAGCUAUUGCUGGAAUUUUAAGUAGAUUAGACAAGCCUAUACGACAAAGAAUACUGCACUUGAUAGAGACUAGUAUAAAUAGUUACACAAAUGCAUCUACCGAAAUACUUAUUCCAUUAGGUUUUUCAAAAGAAUAUGUUGCCCAAGUAAAUAGCCAUCAUUUAAAUAGAAUUUUCAAAUAUGAUGGUGAUAUUGAUAGCUUAACAUAUAUAGAAGAAAUUGAUGAAAAAGAUGGCAUUGACACAAGCGAAGAAGAGGAAGAAGAAGAAGAAGAAAAUGAAAUAAUGAACAUACCCGAUGAGUCUGAUUCAAUGUACAGUAAUGCACUUGUUAGUAAUUUACCUGUAUGGUUUAUAAAUGAACUUCUAAUGGGUAAACACCCGCCAUAUUUUCUGGACUUAAUAAUUCGAUGUGUAUAUAUUUGUUCUCCACAAAUAGAGGACUGCAAUUAUCCUUCAACCGUUAUGAUAUGUUCAAGAAUUAUUAACGUUAUAUUUGCACUUUUAAAAUCAGCAGUAAACAAUGAAAUACGUGAUAUGAGCUAUAUAACCAGAGGAAGUUAAAUCUCGCAAAUAGCAGAGAAAGCAUAAACGUCAAAAAUUAAAUCAUAACUCGGAUAAAGAUGAUUCUGAGUACUAUGGCGCUGAGGAAGACUUAGAUAAAUCAGAAUUUCGUGAUCCAAAUAAUCGAUUUUGUUCAUUUACUUUAAACUAUAUACUUUUUGUAAACUAAAUACUUUAUUUUACUUUACUUUACUUUAUUUUAUAUUUUAUAUAAAAGUUGAAACCCUACGAGUUGUAUGUAUAUGCAUAUAUAAUGUAACUAAAUGCGAGUGUGAAAUAAAAGUAAACUAAAGAUCUAUCGGUAUAAAAA